Messenger RNA from Engraulis encrasicolus (European anchovy), 3919 nucleotides. It is a transcript of the gene pom121, whose product is annotated as POM121 transmembrane nucleoporin. The record is from RefSeq and is a predicted model, not a curated record. The coding region runs from base 30 to 3824 and encodes 1264 amino acids. NCBI's taxonomy places the organism in Eukaryota, Metazoa, Chordata, Actinopteri, Clupeiformes, Engraulidae. The transcript is spliced from 13 exons.
GCUAACUUAACGCGCAGAUUCAUAGCGCCAUGUCUCCGAAAGUAAAGUGGCGGCUAGCGAUAACGGCUAUUAUACUUAGUGUGAUUGUAAUAUUGUACCUCAUUUUGUCCCGUAUCCCAACCUAUAUUUACUUUUUUGUUAUUAGCGCUUGUGCCGUUGUUUGUUAUUACAAGCCGAUAGACGUACCCUUUCUCUCUAGAUUAGGCCUAAACCCGCGCCAUGGUUUGACAAUUCCAGCGGCUUUUCUGAACUGGUUGCCCGGGUGGAGCAUUCGCGGAGAGUCGACAAACAGGCGAAGAAACAGAACUCUCCCGCCUUCCAGUGCUGAGCCAAACAACGUGAGGCUUCCUGAAACUUCUAUCAAUUCCCCGGACUCUACUUUCAACUGCACGUUUUACCCGCGAUAUAAUCACAUGGAUCGAGAAUACAGUCCAUCGCGAUUUUAUGGCAAAACUACUUUAUCUUCAACGAAAAAGAGGUUGUCCUAUGGGAGUGCUAUGGAAAGCCCAACGCGGAUACUCUCACCCGGGCGACCUUUCCCCCUGUACCAAGCGAGCACAUCAUCCGUGGGGAUCCUACCACAGCCCUGGGACAACUUCUCUCCCAAGAGCAUCCUCAGGCCCCGGAACACCGUUGUGGCCCAGAAGACUGUCAGGAUAGCCAGACCAGACAGCCAUCCGAACAUGUCCGCAUUCUUUGACAGUUUAAAUGCGGGUGGCGCGGGCCCCUCCGAUGGCCUGGGGAGGCAGCCGGAGCCCUGCUCUAGAGAGAGCGUACUGAGCGUGCUCAGAGAGAGCCGCAAGAGAGAGGUGGACAAGGAGGACAAGAGGGAGAACAGUGAUGGACAAUACACCAAAAGAAGCCGCCAUGACAGCAGUGGGAGUGGCCACUCUGGACAGGACGCUCUGCUAGCCAAUGGAGCACCAUCCCUACAAGUACCAAAAGCGGGUCAGAAGAGGUGGCUGAACGGCGCCCUGGCAGAGGAGUCGGCCACCAAGAGGUCCCGCACCUCAUCCGUCAGCUCUGCCUCUGGAGGUCCCAGCACGGCCGGGGCCCGCAACGCCAUCAUGAGCUCCUACAGCUCCACACGCACUGCCUCCAAGCGCAAGGCAUCCAACAGCUCCAAUCAGUCUCCCUCAACAAGCCUGGGAUCCCCACGGCCUCAGACACCAGUCAGGGCAGCCAAAAAGCUCAGGGAUGAGGGUACCAGUUCACCAAGCCUUUCCCUCGGAAAGUCUGACAAGUCUGACGCAGAUUCUUCUUCAGCCUCAGAGAGCAAACCGGCUCCUGAAACUCCUAAAUCUGUGGCUGCUGCCGACGUAAAGGAUGCUGGAUCUCAACGCAGACGCAAGAUACCCCUCGUGUCCAAAAACAAAGACGGACAUAUACCACUGCCUCCUCCACCUGAGCUGGGCUACACCAUCACGGUAGAGGACUUGGACAGGGAGAGGAAAGCCACACUCUCCCAAAUUCAGAAGCUUCUGGAAGAACCUGAGCCAGAGAAGCCUGCUCCAGCUCCAGCUCCAGCUGCCCCUGCAGUCUCUGCCCCUUCCAGCUCCCUUCUCUCCCUCUUCUCCACCUCCACCACCACCCCAGCAGCCACAGCCCCUGCUCCCUCCACCACCUCCACCACUGCCCCCACCGCAGCCAGCGAAAGCACUCCAGCUCCAUCACUUAUCUCCACCUCCUCCUCCGCUCCCACACUUGCCCUGCCCACUCUUCCCUCCUCAGUGGCCCCUGACACUUCCUCCACCACCACCUCUACCCUUGGGGUCACCCCUGCGGCUCCUGCCCCUGCCACCUCCACUGCUGCGGCUGCCCCAGCUCCUGCUCUCUCGCUGGGGCUGCCCUCGUCCACACUGCUCCCCACGGCCACCUCCACCUCCGCAGCCAGCCAGCCCAACCCUCUGCUGGAGAGCCUGAAAGCCAUGAAGUCAUCUGCAUUCGGAGCUCCUACCCAGCUGGCUCCAGCUGCCUCGUCCACAGCUACAACACUGGCCCCCGCGGCUGCCAUCCUGGGCACGGGCACCCUGAAGACCGAGCUCACCUCCACAGCAGCCCCCCCCUCCUCCCUGGCCUCCUCCCUGGCAGCAGCAGCAGCAGCAGCCCCAUCCUCCUCCAUAGCAGCCCCGCGGCCCGCCCCCAACAUGAACUCCGCCUUCGCCCAGGUCCUGGCUCAGCCUCUGCAGCCCCCCUCCUCCUCUUCCUCCCCCUCCCCCCUAGCCGGAGCCACCCUGUUCGGCCUGGUCAAACCCACCGCCACCCUGGGCUCCGCGACGUUGACCCCACAGGCCAGCACGGCUGCCGCCUCGUCCUCAGCCUCCACGGCACCGGCAGCCGCCACCUCUGGCAUCGCCACCUUUGGCUCCACCGCGCUGCCCUCCUCGGGCUUCAAGCCCAUCUUCGGGGCGGUGGCCACGCCUGCGGCUUCUUCCUCCGCCGCCCCAGACAGCAAGCCGGCCGUGCCCACCUUCACAAACCUCUUCGGCGGCGGCACUAGCGCUGGCAAUGUAUUUGGUCAAGCAGCAGCAGCUACGACCGUGUCGUCCUCCGCUCCAGCCUCCACAACAGCAGCGCCGGCAGCAUCAGGAGGUAUCAGCCUGUUCGGAGGACUCGCCUCCAGCCAGUCUGCCGCCGCCCCCUCCUCCUCCUCCAGCGCUGCCGGCACCUUCACCUCCACGCCGGCCAAGUCCCUGUUUGGCGGCUUCGGAGCAGGAGCAGGAGCGGCGACGACGGCAGCGGGAGCAGCCACCUCCAACCCCCUCGCCAGCAGCACAUUCCAGUUUGGAGCCGCCUCCUCCACGACCGCCACUAGCACAGGGGGAGCUGCGGCCUCCGCCGCCCCCACAGCCACCUCCUCCAGCACGGCUAGCUUCCAGUUCGGAGGAGCCCAGCAGCAGCAGCCUUCUACCCAGGGAGGCUUCACUUUCGGUGGGCAGAGCUCGACGACGACGCCGGCUCCGGCGAACCCCUUCGGAGGUUUCGGCAUGGCGCCGGCAGCCUCCUCUGCGAACACGGCAGCUGCCACGGCUGCCUCCUCCGCCAGCACUACCACUACGGCGUCUCUGUUCGGGGGCGGCUUCACUAGCGGGUCACAGGCACAACCACCAUCUGCGGCGGCCGCCAAGCCCUUCACAUUUGGGGGUGCGGCACCUGCUGCGGCGGCACCAUCGGCCUCUGGCACGGCGUCUCCGUUUACAUUUGGGGGCGCGGGAGCCUCCGGCACGGCUGCCCCGGCUGCUGCUGCACCCACGUUCGGCUCCGGAGCCGCAGCCCCAGCAGCAGGGCAGUCGCUGUUUGGAUCCAGCACUGGAGGCACCACGUCGGGCUUCUCGUUUGGGGGUGCAGCGAACGCCGCCGCCCCAGCCCCAGCCGCCACCACCACUUCCUCUACUGCCGCCUCCUCCGGCCUCCCCAUGCCCACCUUCGGGAACCCCUCCUCCACACAGACUGCUGCUGCCAACCCCAGCUUUGCGUUCGGGGUGCAGCCCGCUGCCAACCCCAUGGCAUCCACCCCGGCGCCUGCCGCCAACUCGGGCAGCACGGGGGGCUUCAACUUUGGGUCGCCGGCCCAGACGCCCUCCUUCUCCUUUGGAAGCAGCGCGCCCAGCUUCCUCGCCACUUCAACGCCAUUCAACCCCCAGGCUGCGGGAGGCGCCAUGGCGUUCGGCUCGCCACAGCAAUCUCAAGCACAGGGCUUCAACGCACAGGGAGGCUCCCCCUUCGGCGCUCCGUCUCCAAUGGGCAGUUUCUCCAUCGGUGCGGGCUCCAAACCCUCGUCUGCCCGCCAGAGGCUGCAGGCUCGCCGGGUCAGGAAGAAAUAAAGGUCUCCUGGGCCUCCAGAGCCUCUUUCUCUCAGGAGCACAGCGCCCUCUUAUGGACUACUGCAGCUGCUGCAACUGCUUGGCAGCUUGCAGUA